This is a messenger RNA of Procambarus clarkii (red swamp crayfish), 1008 nucleotides long. NCBI's taxonomy places the organism in Eukaryota, Metazoa, Arthropoda, Malacostraca, Decapoda, Cambaridae. The record is from RefSeq and is a predicted model, not a curated record.
AUGGGGUUCUUAAAGUGGCUCAAGAAGCUCUUCGGCCGCUGCUUCAGUUGCUGUUCGGACGGAGACGAAGGGAAACAGUCUCCUUCAGAACUUAGGCUGGCGAAUGAGCAGAGUCCCGGCGAUGUGACCCAACUAUUUAGCUCCGAAUUGGAACAGGAGGUCCAGAGCGGUCUGGGCGAGGGGCAGGAACCGGACUGGGAGCUCCAGGGCGAGCCCUGGACCGGGCUGGAACCAGACUGGGAGCUCCAGGGCGAGGGACUGGAACCAGACUGUGAGUUCCAGGGCGAGGGGCUGGAACCGGACUGGGAGCUCCAGGGCGAGGGGCAGGAACCAGACUGUGAGUUCCAGGGCGAGGGGCUGGAACCGGACUGGAAGUUCCAGGGCGAGCCCUGGACCGAGCUGGAACCGGAGUGGGAGCUCCAGGGCGAGGGGCAGGAACCAGACAAGGAACUCCAGGGCGAGGGGCAGGAACCAGACUGUGAGUUCCAGGGCGAGGGGCAGGAACCAGACUGUGAGUUCCAGGGCGAGGGGCAGGAACCAGACUGUGAGUUCCAGGGCGAGGGGCAGGAACCAGACUGGGAGUUCCAGGGCGAGGGGCAGGAACCAGACUGGGAGCUCCAGGGCGAGGGGCAGGAACCAGACUGUGAGUUCCAGGGCGAGGGGCAGGAACCAGACUGUGAGUUCCAGGGCGAGGGGCAGGAACCAGACUGGGAGCUCCAGGGCGAGGGGCAGGAACCAGACUGGGAGCUCCAGGGCGAGGGGCAGGAACCAGACUGGGAGCUCCAGGGCGAGGGGCAGGAACCAGACUGUGAGUUCCAGGGCGAGGGGCAGGAACCAGACAAGGAGCUCCAGGGCGAGGGGCUGGAACCAGACUGUGAGUUCCAGGGCGAGGGGCAGGAACCAGACAAGGAGCUCCAGGGCGAGGGGCAGGAACCAGACUGUGAGUUCCAGGGCGAGGGGCAGGAACCAGACUGGGAGCUCCAGGGCGAGGGGCAGGAACCAGACUAG